Molecule: messenger RNA, 534 nt
Organism: Plenodomus lingam JN3
Lineage: Eukaryota; Fungi; Ascomycota; Dothideomycetes; Pleosporales; Leptosphaeriaceae
Source: RefSeq, a predicted model, not a curated record
AUGUCGGAUAUUGCGGAUAACGCAGUCGUCGAUGGAGCACAGCGCGCUUAUCAUGCUAAGUGCGCAAUCGAUGGUGAACCAUGCAUACCGCAUCUCGGUCAGAAGCGGAGAAUACUUAUACCAAAUCGAGAUUCAAGGACGUUGGAAACCUACAUUGCAACCAUAAAGCAUGAAAACAGUCAGCCUGUACAAGCACACAACUGCACUCCAAUGCGGGGGAUUGUCAUCACGCAAGGUACAACAGGAACCACGCAUGUUGCCCUGAGGUUGGAAUUGUGUACCGAUCGAAUCAAGACAAGCUCUCGUAACAGUCUUGCUCACUCGCCAGCGCCUUUCCGCCCCCACCAUGACAUGCAGGUCGACCACAGGGUAGCAUUCACUGAAGACGGUGGAGAUCACGGACAAAAGACGUGCAGGUCGCAUGCAUCAAUCUCACACUCACAUAGUCUGGAGGACUAUCUGUACUUGCUCCGCACCAAAUCAGAUAUAGUGGAAGGAUCAAUACAUAAGCACGUACACACAACACAGAGAUAG